Dictyostelium discoideum AX4 is the source of this 1314-nucleotide messenger RNA. RefSeq lists its product as hypothetical. Gene Ontology annotation, molecular function: signaling adaptor activity. The transcript has 2 exons. Lineage: Eukaryota; Evosea; Eumycetozoa; Dictyosteliales; Dictyosteliaceae. The coding region runs from base 1 to 1314 and encodes 437 amino acids. Gene Ontology annotation, cellular component: kinetochore. The record is from RefSeq and is a predicted model, not a curated record.
AUGAAUUCAAAUAAUGAUAGUAAUAUAUUAUUUGUUAACCAAGUUGGAGAACUAUUGACAAGGUAUAAUGAACAAAUUGGUCAAUUAAAUAAAGGUUUAUUAGAUUACUAUUAUAAUAAUGGAUUUGAUAAAAAGAAUUUAAAUAGUAUUGAAAAAGAAUUGGGUAUUGUACAAGAUUGCUUUUCAAAAAUGAAAUGGAAUUAUAUAGAAAAUGGUAAUAAACAAUUAUUUAUAAAAGAUAUUAUAUCAGAGACACAAAUUACAACACCAAGUCAACAUAAUGUACAUAGUUUAGAAGAUCAAUUAAAAGAGAUUAAAAAUGAUUUCAAUAAUAAUAAAGAGAAAACUAAAAAAGCAUUUGAACAUAUCAUUGAGAUCAUAAAUAGAUUCACUGGUAUGAAUGAAAAAUAUCAAAAAGAGAAACAAAAUUUACAAUCUUCAAUUAGUAAAGCAAAUGAAUUAAUUGAAAAUAUAUUAAAAUUAGUUAAUAAUAGUAAUAAUAAUAAUAAUAAAAAUAAUAAUAAUAAUAAUAAUAAAUCUGGUAAUAAUAAUAUUAUUAAUUAUAGUAAUAAUUUAAAUUCAUCAAUUCAAUGGUACAAAAAAUAUAAUAAAUUUUUAGAAUCAAUGGGUGGAUUAUACAUUAUACCAAAUAAUGAUAAUCAGAUAAUAAAAAAUUCAAAAAUUGAAUUUGAAUUAAAAAUUGAUACAACUAAAAUAAUACAUAAAUUAAUAAUAGAAUUAGAUGAAAAUAAUAAUAAUAAUAAUAAUAAUAAUAAUAAUAAUAAUAAUAAUAAUAAUAAUAAUAAUAAUAAUAAUAAUAAUAAUAAUAAUAGUGAUAAUAAUAAUAGUGAUAAUGAAAAAGUUUUAAAUAAUUUACCAAUUAUAAAAGGUUAUAAUUUAAUACCAAAUAUUAAUGAACUGAAUAAAGUUUUACAAGAUACAAUAUCAGAUUAUUCAAAUGAACCCUUGGAAUCAUUUAGCGAUAUUGGCUAUUUAGUUGGUGAAUUUAAGAAUAUAAUUUCAAAUUAUUAUUUAAUGGAAGCAGAAAUUCAAGAUUUAUCAUUACGUUUUAAAAUUAAACGUCAAACAUUGAAAAAUUAUGGCGAACUUUCAAUUCAAUUACCAAAUGGUUUCACUUGUAAUCUUUAUUUAGAUUCUGAUUAUCCAAAAUAUUCAAAUAUUGAAAUUCAAUCAAUUCAAAAACCAAAUUCUAAUGAAUUAGUAACAAAUUUAUCAUUUAUUCAAAAAAAUAUAAAUGAAAAUAAAUGGAGUUUAUUACAAUUAAUUGAAGAAAUUGAUUAUUAUUUAAAAUAA